AGCAGACCCGACAGUUUCCAUUUGGAAGCAAUUAAACCCUAAACCCUUGCUUGCGCUGUUCUGGUUCCUUCUCCGAUCGUCAAUGGCUUCCGCGUGCAGCAGAAUCGCGCAACGAACAUCAAUUUCGUCCAUAAGAUCGGCAAUCAAAUCCAACAUUCGCACUUCUUCAUUCUCCAAACCAGCUUCCUCCUCUUCUCCUCUUCGCCCAUCCUUGUUAACCAGGAUUUCGCCGGAACUGAGAUGCGCGCAGUCGAUGUUGCCGCUGCACAGCGCGGUGGCGGCGGCGAGAAUGACGUCGUGCCUGAGCGUAACUUCCAGAAGCUGCCGAGCGCUUUCUCAGGAGCUCGGUCUAUCAGUCCCGAGGUGACCUGCUAGAAGAGAAAUUGAAGAAAGCAUUGUGUUUGUAAGGUUGGAAUUAUGAUUGUUGUUACAUAACGCAGAAAGCUGCUAUACUCACUGUAAUUCUUUCUGGCCGAGAAAGUGAUUUUUUUUGCUGAAUAAAAGAUAUUCGUCCUGAUUUAUACAUUCAUUUACAGACAUUAUUAGAACUA
Molecule: messenger RNA, 551 nt
Organism: Cajanus cajan (pigeon pea)
Lineage: Eukaryota; Viridiplantae; Streptophyta; Magnoliopsida; Fabales; Fabaceae
Source: RefSeq, a predicted model, not a curated record